UGGCGUUGGGAGGACCGCUGGCCGGUGCUCCUCAGCGGCCCCUGGCGUUGGGAGGACCGCUGGCCGGUGCUCUCCAGUGCUCCCCCACCGGCCGGGAAGACCGGACGCGGAGCGCUGGCUGGAGGUGAGGCGGUUCUGUGGUUGCUGAGGAGCUGCAGGUUCCUGUUACUCCCGGCAUUUGGGGGCCUGAAGCUCGCCGACCGGUGACAGCGACCGCAGGCCGCAUUCGGGCUGCCCGCGGAAUCAGCAGCGGCGUCGGCGGAGCCCCGCGGGGAAGCGGCGGGAGAAGCGGAGCGACAUGACGGAGCUGAGGCGCCGGGCCCGCGAUGACUCGCAGGAUCCGCUGACCGAGCUGGAAACAGAAUCGGUGACAACUGGUAACGAGGUGAAAACUGAAUCAGGGAACUUGGAUGUUCCCCCUUCUGUUGAUAACACUCCAGAGGUGCUGAACAAGGCUCUAUCAGGACUGUCUUCGAGAUGGAAGAAUUGGUGGGUAAGAGGAAUCCUGACGCUGGCCAUGAUUGCGUUCUUUUUCAUCAUCAUCUACCUAGGACCCAUGGUUUUGAUGAUGAUUGUUUUGUGUGUACAGAUCAAAUGCUUUCAUGAGAUUAUUCUCAUUGGUUACAACGUUUAUCAUUCCUACCAUCUGCCAUGGUUCCGGACUCUUAGCUGGUAUUUCCUACUAUGUGCAAAUUACUUCUUCUAUGGAGAGACGGUAACAGACACAUUCUUUGCACUGGUUCAGAGGGAGGAGCCUCUCCGGAUCCUGAGCAAAUACCAUCGCUUCAUUUCCUUUGCUCUUUACUUGGCAGGAUUCUGCAUGUUUGUCCUGAGUCUUGUGAAGAAGCAUUACCGACUGCAGUUCUACAUGUUCGGAUGGACCCAUGUGACGCUGCUAAUUGUAGUGACUCAGUCCCAUCUCAUUAUCCACAACCUCUUUGAUGGAAUGAUUUGGUUCAUUGUGCCUAUUUCUUGUGUGAUCUGCAAUGAUAUCAUGGCUUACAUGUUUGGAUUCUUCUUUGGCCGAACCCCACUCAUCAAGCUGUCCCCCAAGAAGACCUGGGAAGGAUUUAUUGGAGGAUUCUUUUCAACAGUCUUGUUUGGCCUUGUGCUGUCCUACGUGAUGUCAGGAUACAAAUUUGUUUGCCCUGUUGAGUUCAACAAUGAGGCAAACAGUUUCACGGUGGAGUGUGAACCAUCGGAGCUGUUCCUGCUGCAAGAUUACACAAUCCCUGGUGUUCUUCAGUCCAUUAUAGGCUGGCGGACUAUCCGAAUGUAUCCCUUCCAGAUUCACAGCAUUGCCCUUUCUACUUUUGCAUCACUAAUCAGUCCAUUUGGAGGAUUCUUCGCCAGCGGCUUCAAGAGAGCAUUCAAGAUCAAGGAUUUUGCUGACACUAUCCCUGGACAUGGUGGGAUUAUGGACCGCUUUGAUUGUCAGUAUCUCAUGGCAACCUUUGUCAAUGUCUACAUUGCCAGCUUCAUAAGGGGCCCGAAUCCCAGUAAACUACUGCAGCAAUUGCUGGCUCUCCGCUUGGACCAGCAGCUACAGAUAUACAAGAACCUGAAAGCCAAUCUGAUCCAGAAAGGCAUGCUGCCUGCUGGGGCAUAGGACUGGGGGAUUCAGUGAAGUGGUUGCAGUGAAAAGCUUCAGGAAAGAGUCCAGCCAGUGACCUUUCUCUCAAACUCAGUGCGUCCAAACUAUCCUAACAUGAAUUUCCAUAUGUAACUGAGUGGUCCAGACUCCUUCAGAUGCCAAGCAAAGCAUUCUUUAUUCGCACACUGGUUGAUGGAAUUAAUAAGAAGCAAUAUGUUUAAUCAUGGGCCCUUAGCUCAUCAGUAGAAGGUGUAAUGCUGUAGUGGCCACUGAUGUGCCUAGCCCAUGAUUAACCAUUAAAGUAACACAGAGGUUUUAUUUUUGUUUUAAAUGACUUCCCAUUGUUGUCUGCAGUGAGAGAUUGGGAGGCUAACUCUGAACUCUGUAUAAGUCAUGGGUUUUAGUCCAGUUGAAUCCCAAUGCAAGCCUGUUCUACACCAGUGCAGGAGUCUCAUGUUAAAAGUCCAACUGAUUUUCCAUGGUUUAUUUGUUCCUCAGCUCAAAUGUAUGCUUUAGGGUGGAGUAGAUGUAGUAUUUGGUCUAGCUUUGACCAUGUAGUUUGUGAAGAACCUGCUGUUUUACAUUUGCAUUCAUAGGGCUUCUUGAGCCAGCUGAAGGAGCUUAGAAUAUGACGUUAACACUGGCUGUAUUUUAGGAAAUAGAGGAGUCUAGUAGAAAAAGAAAUAAGUAGCAUUUGCACGCAGGAGAGCUUGCAGUGGUUAUCAAAGUCAGAUUUAGGGGAGGAACAAUGUGCCCUAGAUACAUGUCAUUUAUUGCAACUUAUUCAACUUGCAACUUAAAUGGUAUUGUAACACUGCGUAAGACUUUGCCUUUCUUUUGAAAUGGGUGGUGUGGUACUUUUGAGACUAGCAUCUCCAUUUAACAGAACCUGGUGUCCCUAUCACUUAGAAAGGAAAAUCUUAGCUUUUACAAAUGUAUUUAAUCUAAAAAAAAUAUGUGCACUCAAGUAUUAUUUAGAUAAUAACCUGUAAUCUUAUCUGUUUUAUGUGAGGUCAUUCAAUUGCAUUGUGAUUUCAAGCCACUUCACGUCAAUGAUUUAUAUUGGGAGUGUAAUUUCAAGGAAUGCAGAUGACCUCUGGUGUCUCAACCAGGUGGCUGCUCUUUGAAUAAAUGGCAUCUGCAACCUAUUCAGUUACAUGGGGAAUCACUAUGAAGCCUGCUUUUUUUGUUGUCCUCCUCUUUCCAUUCCUCAUCCCCUCCUCCAGCCCUCACCUCACCUCCCCAAGUGUUCACUCAGACAUACUGGGUAACAAACAAAUGGCCCAGCAGAUUUACCGUUCUCCCAGCUAAUUGAAAGCGGGAUUAAUCAUAUUGUCUCUGUCAAUCAACCUAGUCAGAUCAGUGGAGGCAGCUUGUAUCUGUGCUGGGGAUGGGGUGAUGAUGGAAAUGAGGCCGGGCUGCAUGAGUGCGAACCAGGCCAGCUACUGUUUGCUAAUACUCAUGACAGCAAAAGGUAACGGUGGGGAGGGCGUGAAGGUCAUUUCUCAGGAGCAUCUUAAGGACUGUAUAGUGCCAAAAGACUGCUACUGUCAUUAGGUUCUAAUGUGGAAAAUCUCACUUAGUGACUAGGACUGUGGCUUAGAAUGUUACUCAUCGACUCUAGUAUAAAACCUGAGGGAUAGAAGAAUGCUCAAUAAUUCAGGGAAAAUGUGCAAAUGAUUAUUUCAUCAAUAUUUCCAACAAAACUUAAGAGUUGAAUGUUUUCCUAACCUAAGUAUUAUUCUUCAGUUAUCUGCCCUGCUAGUGUUCACAUUUAAUUCCCUGCUCAAGAUUUAAAGUACCCCUAACGUUUGUCAAUAGCUAAUGGUCGGUAUCACCCAUAGGGUCACUGGAAUGAUUAGUAGUUGAUGCUAUAAAAAUUUUACAGAUAGCUGUUGUGUUGACAAUCCUUAUGUAAACAGUGGAGAGGAUACAUCUCUAUGAUUAAGUAUAGGUACCUUAAGAGUGAACAUUGACCUGCUGUGAAAUCUUCUUCAUUACACAGUUCAUUCUCUGUACUAUGUUUAGUUGGUAGAGAAGGGAGACCAUACUGUGCCACUAAUUACCAUCUUCUACUUGUUUUAUCUUCACUCUUUUUAGCCUUCAUUCCAGCAUUAUUAUUAGUUGUCCUGCUGCACUGUUUGCUGGGCAUGGAAGGGGAGAGAGAGAGAGAGAGAGAGAGAAAAGGAAUGUGUGUAGAAAAGUACUAUGAAUCACUGAGUGCAGCUGUCAAAGACCCCCAGAUACUGCACCAGAGGCACGAUGUGCCAUCAAGGUUUCUUCCUCUGCUGCAGGACAAAGUGAGAUAGCUUUCUGCCAAGAGUGGAUUUGGUAGAGACAAUAUAUAAUGACAGGACAAGAAUGAAAAGAACUCAGGAAUUGUCUCAGUCUGGUGUGUUGUUACUGAGAAGCUUUUUUAAACUCAUUUGAGAAAUUUCAUAGGGAAAGAUAGCCACUAACUUCAUUCAUUUGGAGAUGUCCAACUUUGAAAUUGAUGCACUUGGAAUUGAAGAAGUUACUUUGGGUUGUUAUAACGGUGAUGGCAUGGAGUGUGGCAGUGAAAAGAGGUGACUAAUUACUGGCUGAGCCUCACAAAAGCAGAGGCUUUGCUUCUCAGGUUUCUUAAAGGCCAGCAGCGCAGACCAUUCAUUUGUGGAAUUAAGAAAUACUGAAGCAGGGUUCAUCCUCAGUAUGUCUUUAAACCACAUUAACAGAGCUAUCUAUGUCACUGCAGUUUCAUUAUCUUGAAGUUAGGUGCCUGGCUAAGGAAGGAAUGAUGAAUUGGUCUUCAGAGUGACCAACUGCCUUUCUAGUUCUCAAACUCUCUUUUCAAUCUAUUCUGAUUUAUGUAACUGACCAAGGUUAGUUUGGCCUAAUUUAAUUUAAUUCAAUUCAGCAUCUUUGUGACAAUUUCAAGCAGGGCUAGUAAAGAUUAUAAAUGUUCAGAAAGUUCUGUAAGAGACGCUGGCAAACAUUCAAGUGGGAGAAACUUUUACAAAGCAUAAUUGGCCCGUUGUACUCACCUUUCAGUGUUUGGGUCUAUUGACUUCAACGUGUGGAGGUGAGUAUAAGUGACUGCCUGUAUUCUCAGUCACCUAUUUCUUGCUGCCAGCCAAAGACAAAUGUCUUCCCCACAACUCCCCACCCUCAUUCCACGUUCUAAAAAUCCUCAGAUAGUAGAAAGUGUCAAAUAAAAUUCUUGAGAUCGCCAACCUGGAGAUUUCUCAGUGUUCCUUGGCAUUUGUACACUGAAGCCAAUUCUCAUCACUACACGGGAGAGGCGUCAAGGAAUAGGAGCAGUCUUGGUUAAUAUAUCAGCAUUGCCUGUGCUGAUCUGAUGAGCAUUAUACAAAUUCUCUGCCAUGUUUUCUCCUUACCAACUUGAAUAAAUAAUUUCAUCUGUGCCGCACUGUACAGCCCCACAUGUUGCAACAACCUUUCAUGUUUCACUAUAGGCCUAUGAAGGUAACAGUAAAGUAUCUGUAAUACACAAAUUUAUUCAGCAUAAAAUUUUGAUAGUUCGGGUUACUUUUGUAUACUGUGAAUUAAUAAUGUUUCUACUGUUUACUUUUCUGAUUGUUUGAAUAUUGCCAGACAGUACACGGUUUUGCAAAGGUUUGUAUUUAAUUUAAUUACAUAAGCCUGUGAAGUAGUGACACCUAUUAAAAUUAGUAUUUAAAACAGCUGAGAAAGAAUCUAUUUUUUAACAGAAAAAGUCAGCUGAAAAAUCAGUGAUGCACAAAGUAAUUCAACUUUUUAAUCAGCUUGAUGAAGGACAUUUAUUACAAAUGUUAUCUGUUCUGUUACGAAAAGUGCAUCUCUUUGAAACAUAUUCCCAUAAGUCUUUGUUGAAUCAGACUAUUAUAUGCCACAGCUCUGCAACAAUAUACAUGUUUGCACUGGGUAUUUAGAAUAUUGAAAUUCGGAAAAAGUGUAUUUGGGACAUGAUUCCAACUCCGACCGAAUAAUGUUCUGAAAACCAGUCUGUGGCUGUUACCUUGCAGGAGUAGCAGUUUGAACAGCAUCAAUGAACAUGUGCAAAUGAGCAAGUGUUAAAGGUGCCUCUCAAAGAUGGGCUGUCAUUUUAGGAUGUGUUGUAUUAAAAUGACACCCAAAGCUUCUGAGAUAAUGAUAAUCCCUUUAACAUAUUAAAAGUUUUCUCCUGAAAGGUGUCCCAGUUUUAUUGAGGGAUCUGAGUUCGUUCUAAGGGAGUAUAUUUUGUGCCAAAGUAUCCUUUAGUCUUGAAUAAUAGUGCACAAAUACUUAAUACCAUUACAUGAAAUUGCUGUCCCCAGCGUAAACUAAACAUUUAAUGCCUUGGUAGGAUAGCUGAGUAGAUUUUUGGAACUUUUUUUUACAUUGGAAAAGCCUAAAUUCAAAACACUGCAUCAGAAACACUGAAAAAUGGAAAUUGGGAGAGAUUUGGUUGAAAGCUUCAUUAUGGGGUUGCAGAGGUAUGAGACCUUGAUAGUUGCUGUUUCUCUGAGCCUUGUGCAGGGGUUAUCCAAGGAGAAGGGGGCAUUAAGUGCUCUUGCUGUGACUGCCAUGGAGGGAUAUGCAAGUGAGUUGUGUAGGGGAUAUGCACAAGCUUAUACAUGGACCUGCAGUAAAUAUAAUAGUUGAUGUGCAUUUCAGUGCAACAUCUGAAACUCUUCCUCACUGCAACUUGUGGUACCUGCAGAAGAGGCCCUGUGCCUCGCAGAAAUGCUAUUUCUAGCCCCUCCCCACCUCAAGGUAUUAGAGAUGCUAAUGAGACUCAGAAAGCAGUCACAAAUGUUUUUUUAAUUCACAGGGGAUAUUUCCAAAAAUAAAAUUAAAUCUAUGAAGGUGUUGGGUGUGAGGAUGCUUUCAAGAACCAUAUUAAUUGAAAUUUUUGUCAUGCAAGGUGUCUUUUGUGGAAGUUCUGAGACGUUUUUAUUCUUUAAACAAUGUCCACGCACUGUUGUACAAAAUCAUUAGAUUAAAACCUCGUGAGUAAGUGCUGUGUCUGACCUCAGAGGUUCAACUUUCUGCUCCUUGCCUGGAUUUAGUAGCACAAAGUACAGCCAGACCCAACUCCUAUUUUUACACUCUGGGGAUGUAUGGGUACUUAAUUUUUUAGACAUCUAAAAUCUGGGUCUGCUGGUUGAUAUAGUUUUAAAGUUAGUGCAGAAACCAAUUAUUGCAUUUUGCAAUAUUUUAAAAUAAAUGUUAACGUGCUGUAAUAGCUCAAAAUAUGUUAACCAAUGUGACUUAAAAAAAAUACAAAAUGACAUUUUGUUAUGUCUGAGGACCUGAGACCUUGUUUGCAGCAGUCGAAAGUCGUGUAUAAAGCUAAUGCAUAGAGAGAUAGAAGGGGCAACACGCAGGGGAAAUAGUAACAGAGCUCUGGAAUAAUAUGAAGUGCCUUCUAAUGCAUUAUUGAGGGAAAUAUUGCUUUAUUUUUGAUCCAGGCCUGAGAGUGCAUAUACUGAAUAGAUUUCCUAGUUCUGACUCCCAAGCAUGCGUAGGUUAGAAUUAAAGCCUGUUCCAAAACAAGCUGGAAUGCUUUGAGCUGAGACCCAAAUAAAAAUGCUGAUGCAGAUUUUUCUUCCAGCUUGAAUAUUUCCUGAGGAUAUUUUUUGGAUGUGAUUUCUCUUAUUUAAAAUAGUUGCUUUAUCUGCUGAGGCGGAUGCCUCUGGAUUCAAGUGUGCCUCUCCAGCUGACAUCAAUUAAGUGAAAAGCCGUACUCUUUGCUGCCUCCUGCUGGAAGAACUACAUUUUGCCAUGGCACAGUUGAGAAUUGAACCAAAUAGGAUUCUAGUUUGUAUUAUGGCAUUUCACAUUACUGGAUGCUAAACUGUGUGCCAUCAAAAACAUUGAAUUCAACAAAUUUUGUCAAAUUAGAAAAUUUUAAUUUUUUAUUAAAAAAAAUCAAAGAAUUCUCAAGCUUUAAACACCUGCAUUAAUCAAAUAGAUAAUUAUAAUAAAUUCAUUGUCGGAAUGCCUUGAUUGAUGCUAAGAUGCCAAAAUAGACCAUCUAUCAUGUACAAUUUGCACUCUAUUUUCCACACAGUGAAGUCAAUGGCCCAAGUACAAAACAUGUGCAGAGCAUAAGGUUGUGUGUUACAAGAGCUGCCAUAUAAAUAGAAACCUGAGAGAGGAGUUUUGUAGACUGAUAGAGAUGUAUGGAGUGCCAAAAACUGGGUGAAGUACAAAUGCUGUAGAGGUCAGAGCAGGUGAAUGAUCUUCAUAGAAUGUGUUAUUCCACUUAAGAUGACUGAUUUAUUUUCACCUAUCAAGGCACUAAAGCUGAAUUUCUAAUAUGAAAUGCGAGCUUAUACACUUGCCCAAGAGAACCUCAUUCAGAAAUGUAACAGUUCUGCAUAUUUAAUGAAUUAAAAUGAAGGAAGCUGCAAUAAUGUUGAAGCCUCUUGAAGGCUAGACACAGCAUUUCUUUUGGAUUAGAUUACAGCACAGACUAAUGCACACACUUAUUUAGGUAAUGUGGUUGAGUAAGUUGCUUAUUUUAUUAAUGCUAUAUGUCUAUCUGUGUGAAAUAUAAAACAUUCAGUUCAAGUGAAACCUACCAUGUGUUACUGUACAUGUCUGUAUUUGUAUUGAACAUUUCAACUUGUGUGUUUGUGUGUAUGUGCAUGUGCAUAUAUAGUGUACACAGGGAUGCGCUAACACACGUAUGUGUAUAUUUGAUGGUGUUAAAGUCUACACAUUAUUUACACAUUAUUUAUAUAUGUUCCAAAUAAAAAGAAACUUAU
Molecule: messenger RNA, 8328 nt
Organism: Pristis pectinata (smalltooth sawfish)
Lineage: Eukaryota; Metazoa; Chordata; Chondrichthyes; Rhinopristiformes; Pristidae
Product: phosphatidate cytidylyltransferase 2-like
Cellular component (GO): endoplasmic reticulum membrane
Molecular function (GO): phosphatidate cytidylyltransferase activity
Source: RefSeq, a predicted model, not a curated record